AUGAUCUGGGAACAGGGAACUGCUAUAAUCGUCGCCAUGACGCGGCUGGAGGAAAGGUUACGGGUCAAAUGUGAUCAAUAUUGGCCUGGGCCUCACUACGAGGCAAGCACGAUAAGCCGACAAGCGACGGAGAGCAGAAGCGCAGCCAGGUUGGCCAGUGCUGGCAGGAGGGAUGGUCACCUCAGUGAUCUGACGAGCAUGGACGACGCCUACUUGGAGGGGUCUGACGAACCUGAGGCGAGACAAGCGUCGCCGGACGACAGCUUGGUCUUCGCCAAUCCCCGUCUCUCGCCCAUGAAUGCUGCAGAUCUGACUCUGCAGACUUGCAGUCCCCUCGACGGCGUCAGACUUGGUUUUGAUGAGGACGCAGAGUCGUCAAGUCCUCUGACGGAACGUGACGACAGAUUGAGAAGUUGCCAACCGCAUCAGGGGCACUCUUUGGCCAUGGAGCCCGAAAUCACCAGGCCGCCGGGGCCACCGGCUGGUCGGUUCAUCUGUACCCCCAGCUUCAGUGGUGCCAACAACUUGAAGACCAUCGCGGCGGCCACCUACGGCCAGAUUCGAGUGGCGCUGCUUGAAGUUAUAGAGCUGGCCUACUACACAAUUCGCACCUUCCGUUUACAGCAUGCGGAGUACGUUGAUAUUAUUGUUGGUGCUUUUUAUUGUUGA
This is a messenger RNA of Protopolystoma xenopodis, 669 nucleotides long. The record is from the annotation of a GenBank genome assembly. Lineage: Eukaryota; Metazoa; Platyhelminthes; Monogenea; Polystomatidea; Polystomatidae.